Molecule: messenger RNA, 1977 nt
Organism: Etheostoma spectabile (orangethroat darter)
Lineage: Eukaryota; Metazoa; Chordata; Actinopteri; Perciformes; Percidae
Product: transmembrane protein 248
Exons: 7
Coding region: 249-1082 (277 amino acids)
Source: RefSeq, a predicted model, not a curated record
GGUCGCCGUCAUGGCUACGUACCUAUAUCUUUAACUGUCUAUGCUAUCUAUGAAUGCACUCGCUGUCGUGAGAGCAUGGAUACCUAAUACGUAAGAGAAGUCGGUUGUGAUGCUAACAUUGCGCUUUAACGUAACUUUAAACAUCUUAAAUGUCGAAACCCGGUUCACUUACCGUCAAGAAACUCUGUCAUUUACCAAAACUGGCGACGUGAUCAAAGAAGACUCAAAUUCAAUCUUUGCCCUGGUGUAUGUGGAGCCCAAUGAUGGGUUUCUGGCAGCCGGUGACCAACCUUAGAGAUUAUGUAUCCCAAAAUCCUCCAGGGGUUACAUUCUUCCUGUGUCUGUUGACUUUGGCUAUCUCCUUUAUCUGCCUCAGAUCUUACAGCUACACUCACACUCUGCCUAACCCUGACACAGCAAAGGACUGGAACCAUCUGCUGUCCUCCUUAUCGAAGUUCCAGCUGUGUGUGAAAGCCAAUGCAAGUACAUCUGAGCUUGUCUCGCCAGUCCCCUCUCCUCUGAUGGAUAGAAACAUUUCAGUUGACUCUACAAAGACUCCUUCUCUCACCAUGUUGCGUCUCAAGGUCCCUCUGGCUGUGACUUCCAACUCAAACAGGGGCUUGCCAAAAUACUUUGGUUUACAGACUGCCUUGAGAGCCAGUCAAUUACAUCUUGGAGGCAAUGAGAUUGUUAAUCUGACUUUAGAGGUUUUGUCCGGAAAUGAUACCUACACCUGCCUCACCAUUAAUGCCCAAACACACCUCCUGCCCAUGAGCCUACUUCCUCCAGAGUGCCCUGCAUCUGAGAACAACAUUUCACCCAUCCAUGUGGAAGCGAGCAACCAGCUGCCUACAGCAUCACAAACCUGCUACAGUCUACGCUCCAAGAACGACCCUACACUCACAGUCAUGUUAACACAGGUGGAGCAGAGUGUGGCGGAGCAACAUCUGUUGGAAGUCAGUGUGUGUCUGCUAGGAGUUUGUUUGAUACUCUGCGUAGCUGCUAGUCUGACACAGCCAACCCUACGCCGCUACCAUUGGAAUGGACUGGAUCUACAAAAUGAACCCUUGAUGGACACCUAAACAUUUUUAUCUGCUGCUGCUUUCUAAACAAAUCAAUUGGUUUUGGAGAGAGAGGAGUGAUACCACUAUUUUAAAGGGGUAUCCCACCAAUUUGAUAAAAGAAACCGUUUUUCAUGUCAUGGGGAGUUCUGAAUAGUUCGUGAAAACUGUUGUAUAAUGUCUUCAGUAGCUCUGGAGGGAGCUUGUUUAUGGAAUGACUCCUGGUAGUUAUCUUCGCUUGGGAUUGGAGAAUAUUGAAGAUAUUAUUUAGCAUCCAGCGUAGUGAAGAUAUUUAAUCUUCUGCUGCAUUCAUUCUGAACUUUUUUAAUCAGUCUCCUACAAGUUUCCCAACUUUAUGAAAAUAAAUACUUAACCAGUGGAGCGUCCCUGUUAUAGGGGACUGAUGUAUUAUGAUUACCAAGUGAGUAACAGUGUUGGGAUAGAGAAGAGUAUAUUUUUAAUAGGAACAACUUUUUAGCUGGUAAUGCCUACACUGAUGACUGGUAACACAUUCACUGUACAGUCUUUUAUAUGCAGUGCGUGCCAUGUUUACUUCAGUUCCUACAUUUCCCAGAAUUACUCUCAAUAACUUGUGGAAAAGGAACAAUAACGUGUUGGAUUCACCAGAAUGAGAUUUAUUUGAGUAUUUUUCCAGUCAAAAAGCUAAAUCUAAUUUUUUUUUUUUUUUCUAAAUUGGUUAAGUCAUUUUUGUAAUGAUGUAUUCCUAUCAUCCUACCACCUGAUGUUUUUUCUUUCUAAAUGUUAAUGGACCAAAGUUGUUUGUAUUCUAAGCUAGUCUGUUUGUUUUAAACUCAAAUGUACAUAUCUGACACUGAAAGCUCAUUGAAUCCAGAUGCCAGAGCUACAGUUCCACAAGUAUUCUUGCAUCCGCCUUCAUUGUGGUAUAUCAAUAGAC